Drosophila novamexicana is the source of this 843-nucleotide messenger RNA. RefSeq names its product chymotrypsin-1. The coding region runs from base 1 to 843 and encodes 280 amino acids. Gene Ontology annotation, molecular function: serine-type endopeptidase activity. The record is from RefSeq and is a predicted model, not a curated record. Lineage: Eukaryota; Metazoa; Arthropoda; Insecta; Diptera; Drosophilidae. Gene Ontology annotation, biological process: proteolysis. The transcript is spliced from 3 exons.
AUGGAAGCUCGAUGGAAUUUGGUCUUGCUACUGCUCGGUCUGCUGCAGCUCGCAGCUGGCAACCCCGCGGGCAACGUAAUAGAUUUGGAUGCCUAUUUUGAGAUGGCGGACAGCAGCUCGCAGGAGCGAGUGGUGGGCGGCUACGAUGUGCCCGACGAUGAGUAUGUGCCCUACCAGGUGUCCAUGCAGUUUCUAACGCGCAGCGGCAAAAUGCGGCACUUUUGCGGUGGCUCCUUAAUAGCGCCCAACCGGGUGCUCACCGCGGCGCACUGCGUCAAUGGGCAGAAUGCGAGCCGGAUCAGCGUGGUUGCGGGCAUACGUGAUCUUAAUGACAACACCGGCUUUCGCGCCCUGGUGCAGUCGUACGAGAUGAAUGAGCACUACGAAGAGCUGGUGACCAGCGAUAUAGCCAUACUGAAGAUUGAUCCACCCUUUGAGUUGGAUGGCAAGCGCGUGGGCACCAUCGAUGUAAGCAGCAAUGAGCUGGUUGGAGCUGAUCAGGAAGUGCUGCUUACCGGUUGGGGCUCUGUGUUUCACUUUGGCACCGGACCCUUUGCCAAAUACCCGACCAUACUCCAGAAACUCUCCUACAAGACGCUCGACAAUGCUAAGUGUAAGCAGACGAUGACUCAGCUGACGGAUACGGAGAUUUGUGCGCUGGAACGUUUUGGCAAGGGUGCAUGCAAUGGCGAUUCGGGCGGUCCUUUGGUUAUGGCCAACGGCGAGUCGCUGAAGCAGGUGGGCGUCGUCUCAUAUGGCACUGCCUUCUGCGCCUCAAACAGUCCCGAUGUGUACACUCGCGUCUCCAUGUUUGAUGCUUGGAUUAAAGAGCGCAUGGCCUAG